This is a messenger RNA of Hemisphaericaspora subhashii, 615 nucleotides long. It is a transcript of the gene GAR1, whose product is annotated as H/ACA snoRNP pseudouridylase subunit. Gene Ontology annotation, molecular function: box H/ACA snoRNA binding. The coding region runs from base 1 to 615 and encodes 204 amino acids. Gene Ontology annotation, biological process: ribosome biogenesis; snoRNA guided rRNA pseudouridine synthesis. NCBI's taxonomy places the organism in Eukaryota, Fungi, Ascomycota, Pichiomycetes, Serinales, Debaryomycetaceae. Gene Ontology annotation, cellular component: box H/ACA snoRNP complex. The transcript has a single exon. The record is from RefSeq and is a predicted model, not a curated record.
AUGAAUAGAGGAAGAGGAGGAUUCAGAGGUGGCCGUGGUGGAAGAACCGGUCCCCCAUUACAACAAGGUCCCCCAGAUACUGUUUUAGAGAUGGGGUCAUUUAUGCAUGCUUGUGAAGGAGAUAUUGUUUGUCGUUCCAUUAAUGUUAAGAUACCAUAUUUCAAUGCCCCAAUUUAUUUAGAAAAUAAAUCCCAAGUUGGGAAAGUUGAUGAAAUUUUAGGUCCUUUAAAUGAAGUGUUUUUCACAAUUAAACCAUCUGAAGGAAUUAAAGCUGAUUCAUUUAAGGAAGGAGAUAAAUUUUUCAUUGGACCUGAUAAGUUAUUACCAUUGGAAAGAUUCUUACCUAAGCCAGCAAGUUACGGACCUAAACCAAAGAGAAAGUCUGCUGGAGGUGCCCCAAGAGGUGGCCGUGGAGGUAGUUUUGGUGGAAGAGGUGGAGGCCGUGGUGGUUUCGGAGGUGGUAGAGGUGGAAGCAGAGGAGGCUUUGGAGGUAGAGGUGGAGGUAGAGGUGGAUUCAGUGAUAGAGGUGGCCGUGGAGGUUCAAGAGGAGGUUCCAGAGGUGGAUUUGGUGGAAGAGGAGGUUCUAGAGGAGGUUCUAGAGGAGGUCGUUUCUAG